Molecule: messenger RNA, 6543 nt
Organism: Cylas formicarius (sweet potato weevil)
Lineage: Eukaryota; Metazoa; Arthropoda; Insecta; Coleoptera; Brentidae
Product: fatty acid synthase-like
Exons: 22
Coding region: 75-6506 (2143 amino acids)
Biological process (GO): fatty acid biosynthetic process
Molecular function (GO): oxidoreductase activity; fatty acid synthase activity
Source: RefSeq, a predicted model, not a curated record
AAAGUAUUAAAGGUAAAUCAACGACUACCUUCCAUUUGACUUUUUUAUUGUGUUCGGAUCGGGAGUGAUUAAGCAUGAAUCCUGAAAUGGAAUUAGUUAAAGAAGACGUCGUCAUCUCAGGAAUAGGUGGUUACUUUCCGCAAUCCCUGAAUAUUGAAGAGCUGAUGAACAACCUCUUAGAAAACAAAGAUCUGGUCACAACCAGAUGGCGCCAGGGAGAGAGAGGCGUCACCAACCGCGUCGGAGUCGUACCUACCGAAUAUUUCGACCACUCAUUCUUCGGAAUCCAUCGACAGCAAUGCACCUACAUGGAUCCCAUGCAACGUCUGGCCCUCGAAAGAACCUUCGAAGCGCUGAUCGACGCAGGUGUGAACCCCACCGAGGUGAAAGGGAGAAGAAUCGGGGUAUACAUGGCGUCCGCUAUCGGAGAGAACGACAACCUCUUUUUGGAAUCCAUCGUGAGCGGGUUCGGCGUUACCGGACAUUCCCGAGCGAUGAUGCCAAAUCGUAUUUCCUACUGGUUAAAUCUGAAAGGUCCGAGCGUCGCUUACGACAGCAACUGGAUUGGAGGAAUGGAGGUGAUACGUCUCGCGUAUGAGGCCAUCAAAACGGGACAAUGUGAAUCGGUCAUUGUCGGUACCGCCAAUUUGGCGCUCAACGCUGAAUUUCAGUGGCUUUACAAUGACAUGGGGCUCCUCUCACCUGAUGGAUGUACCAGAGCGUUCGACGCCAAUGCCAAUGGGUACGCUCGAAGCGACGGCAUAGUGGUGCUUUACAUCCAGAAGGCCUCCGAAGCGAGACGUGCUUACGCCAGCGUUGUAAACGUGGCCACCCGAUUCGAUGGUAACCGCGAAGGAACCCUUCUUGACAUUAGCGUACCGAACAUGGUCGAGUUCAUGAACGAAUUCUAUGACAGAUCUUCAGUCAAGCCUGAAGAGGUCGAGUUCAUCGAAACGUACGGCUGCGCCAACAAGAUCACCGACGAGAAAGAGCUCGACGCAUUGGCGCAGGUUUACUGCCGUAACCGUAACGAACCUGUUUUAAUCGGAUCUGUGAAAACGAACGCCGGUCACAGCGAAGCGUCGGCCGUCAUGUUUUCCGUGGCGAAAGUACUCGUCGCCAUGGAAACCGGUCAAAUUCCCGCCAAUAUCAAUUUCGAGAAGCCUAACCCCAACAUUAAGGCCUUGGUCGACGGCAAACUGAAGGUAGUCACGCAGAAUACCGAGUGGAAACCUACGUACGCCGCUGUUAACGCGUUAGGGCUCGACUCGUAUUACGGACACCUUUUGCUGAAAGCCAAUUCGAAGACCAAGACCCAAAAGAUGGACGAUCUGCCUCGGCUUAUUACCGCUUCUACGAGGACCGAAGAUGGGAUCAAAAGUAUCAUCGAAAAGGUGAAAACAAAAACAGAUGAUCCUGAAUACUUCCACAUGGUUCAAGAUCUCUUUGCCAAACCUAUUAUGGGCCACUUGUAUCGUGGCUACACAAUAGUGGGUGUUCCAGAACCUAAGGAAGAAUUCGAGUAUCACCAAGGCACCAAGCGCCAGGUGUGGUUCGUAUAUUCCGGCAUGGGCAGUCAGUGGUGCGGUAUGGUGAGCGAUCUGAUGAAGCUGCCGGUAUUCGCGGAAGCUAUCCGGAAAUGUCACGAAAUUCUGAAACCGAAGGGCAUCGAUCUCAUGCAUAUUAUUACCACCUCGGACAAAACUAUAUUCGACAACAUCCUCCACUCGUUCGUCGGUAUUGCCGCCAUACAGAUCGGUCUCACGGAUUUAUUAAAAGCCGUGGGGAUUGUACCCGACGGUAUUAUAGGGCACUCUGUUGGUGAGCUUGGUUGCGCGUACGGCGACGGCUGUUUAACAGCCGAACAGAUGAUUCUGAGCGCUUAUUCCAGAGGAAAGGCUUCAAUAGAAGUGAAACUGAUUCCCGGAAUGAUGGCUGCCGUUGGAAUGGGUUACCAAGCUAUCAAAAACAAAAUUCCCUCUACCAUAGAAGUAGCCUGUCACAACGGUCCCGACAGUGCGACCUUGUCAGGACCGAAAGCCGACAUGGAGAAAUACGUCGCCGAGCUGCAAGCUCAGGGAGUGUUUGCCCGAUUGGUGAACGUAGCCAACAUCGCCUACCACAGCCAGUAUAUCAGACCAGCCGCCCCCAAGCUACUGGAGUACAUGAAAGAAAUCAUCCCUACCCCGACGCUCCGUUCUUCAAAGUGGGUGUCGACGUCCAACACUGAGGAUACGUGGAACGGCGACUUGGCUAAAAAUUCAUCUGCCGAAUACCACACCAACAACCUGCUGAGCGCGGUGUACUUCGAGGAAGGCCUUAAACACAUCCCUAAGGAUUCUAUACUGAUAGAAAUCGCGCCUCACGGACUACUGCAGGCCAUUUUGAAGAGGUCGUUGAAAUCGGGCUGUACCAACAUACCGCUGACUCAGAGGGGUAGUAAGAGCGGCUUGGAAUUUUUGUUGGGGGCAAUGGGGAAAAUGUAUUUAUCCGGAUUGGACUUGAACGUGUCUAACAUUUACCCGAAAAUUGAGUAUCCGGUUGGUCGGGGUACACCUUCUUUAGCGCCAUUUUCCCAUUGGAAUCAUUCGGAGUUGUGGAGGACCGGGCUCGAGGACAAACUCCACUCUCUCCUUUCAGUCAUAGAUCUCCAAGUGACGCUCAACAGCGAAGAGUUUAGAGAGUGCGUUGGUCAUCAGCUGGACGACACGAUUUUGUUGCCAUCUAGUUUUUAUUUGAACAUCGCGUACCAACUGAUAUCCAACAUCAGCAGCGGACACAAGGAAAUCGUGUUCGAAAACCUCUACUUCCGUAAACCCCUGCGUAUCCCGAAAAUAGGUUCCGUGCCUUUACACGCGAUGGUUCAAAAAGGUAGUGGCGAAUUCGAAAUCACCUCCAACAAGGAAAUAUUGAUGACGGGUCGGAUGACAUUUCCUCAAGCGACCGAUCAGUUUAUGAUCGAUCCGUACACGGUAGACGUUGCCGAUGACAACGUCCGUCUAUCUGGCACCGACAUCUACAACGAGCUCCAGCACAGAGGUCACAAGUAUUCCGGUCAGUUCAAGGCUAUCAAAUCUCUGGUAAUCGCCGAGGAAGGCAGCAAAGCGACGGUGCACUGGAACAAACGGUGGUCGAUGCUGAUCGAGGCCAUGAUCCAACAGCAAUUGGUGUUAACCGGCGAAAGGAACCAGGAUAUUCAAAUACCCAAAACUAUUCAGAAGAUCGCGAUCGAUUUGAAAUCCUUGCCGGAGGACAAGUGCGACUUGGAGGUGGACUUUGAUUAUGCGACCAACGUUGUGUCCACGGAUGGUCUGCAAUUGAUCGGGCUGCAAAUGGUUCCGCACGAUAAAGAAGAAAAAGCCGUUUACAUCGAUUCGUUCGAGUACGUGCCGCUGAUGGGGAACGUAUACACUAAAAUGGAAACUGGAAUAUGCGUCGCCUUGCAACUGAUGCUGAACAACUUCCACGACCAGUACAUUACUAACAUCAUGAUCACCGAAAUUCAAAGCGACAAUCUUCUCCAGCAGGGCAUCCAAUCCGCUUUGAGUCAAUACACCAAGCUCAACCCCAACGUUUCGAUCGCUAAAGACGUCAAGCAAGUAGCGAUACAACAUUCGUAUCCCCUGCUUUUGGUGUUCAACGACCAAUUAACGGAAGACAUAGCGAAGGUCGUGGCGACGACGCACGCUUUCCUGCUGGUCCAAACUGGGAAAACCAUCCUAUCCUAUCCGGAGCUUGUCACCGUGUCUGAGUUCUCCUACGAAGAUGUCAGCUACUCCAUUUUGAGGAAGGCAAACAUAACGGAAGUGUCAGUUGUAUCGGUAAAAGGUGACGCUCUGAGCAUAAAAGACUUAAAAAGGUCAACGGUCUCCUGGGUAAACGAGCUAUAUGCUUCUGUCGAAGCUGCGUCUUCGCAGCAUAAAAGGGUAUACUUGGUAUCCUCGGUGAUACCGACGGAGGGCUUCACGAACUUUGUCGAAGAGCUGAGGUCACAGCAAAACAUGGAAUGCGUUAGAGUGUUAAUUAAUCUAGACAAAGCCAAACCGGUAGAUGUGAAACAGCUACACAAGCAAGACCUGAUACUAUCGGUCAUCAAAGAUGGGAAGGACAACGCCUACCUGGCGAUUCCGAUCAAGUUCAAAGACCACUUAGCCAUGAACAACGCCACGAACAAUAUUAUGAAAAACAAAUUCGUAACCCAUCUUGGAAUUAAUUUGAGAGACGAAACGCUGAAUCCCGAAUUCGAAAAACCCAACGAGUUGGGUGUUCUAGAUUACUCCGGCACCUCCAGUAGCGGCCAAAGAGUCAUGGGCCUGGCUCAUCUGGACAGGGACACUUGUUCCAUCAUCCCGGACUCUAUCUUUACCUUUGACGUGCCGGAAAAUUGGACUUUAGAAGACGGAGCCACUAUACCGUAUGCCUACCUCAGCGCUUUCUACGCGCUGUUCACCAAAGGCCGACUCAAACCGGGGGAGACGGUCCUCGUUCACGCCGGCUGUUCACCGAUCGGUUUGGCCGCCAUUUCGAUCGCUAGCAUCAACGGAUGUAGCGUUUACGCAACCGUAUCCACGGAUUAUCAACGAGCCUACCUGAAGAAGCAAUUUCCAAACCUGAAAGACAGGAACAUCCUCAGUUCGGACAACUCGAGCUUCGAACCGCUGCUGAUGACGGCCACCGGAGGAAAGGGCGCCGACAUCAUCGUCAAUUGCCUCUCCGGUAGUCUAUUGCAAUCGUCACUGGCUUGUAUCGCCGACUUCGGCCGGUUCAUCCAUUACGGGAAGCACGACAUCGAGGAGAACAACAGUAUCGGGAUGUAUUGCUUCCUGAGGAACACUUCCUUCUACGCCGUAGAUUUCUGCGACGUCAUCAACCAAUCGAGCGAAAUCAAGGAAGAUUUGAAACAGAUGCUUCGGGAGGGCAUCGAGAAAUUGAGCGUCAGGCCACUGUUUAGGAGAGUGGUGGAUCAUCAAGACGUAGGCGCGAUCUUAAGGACCAUAAAACAGGGCGGUAACUUGGGAAAAGCCGUAAUCAACAUCGACAACACACUGUCUAUGAGUAAACUCAACGUCAAGAAGCCCACCCAGUUCAUUUGCGAUCCCAAGUCUUCGUAUUUGAUUUACGGGGGGAGUUCGGAGCAGUGGGCCGACAUAACCGAAUGGAUAGUUCUGCGGGGCGCCAAAAAAAUCGUAAUAUGUUCGGAAUCCAAGCCGCAGCAGAAUCACCUCAACAGACGUCUGUCGCUGCUCCAAACCUACUUCGGGGUGGACAUUAUCUUCGCUUCGAGUAGGACGCACGCGCGUGAAGGUGCGACCGAGCUCCUUUCCGAGGUUGACUUCCUCGGCCCCAUCCACGCCGUCUUCUUGUUACCUCCCAAGAACAAUUCGUCUCGCGUCAGCGACACCAAGCCGGUACAAUACAUCGACUACGCCCUAAGAACGGCGGCGCCCAAGGCGAUCUACGUAAACUUUAUCAACUCAGCGGCCGGUAUAUGCCAACUGAGGGCCGACGCUGGAUACACCAGCUACAACGUUCAGUGGUUGAAAGAGUACGAAUUCGGCGACGUGCUCGCGAGUCUGGACGACAUUUUGACCCUCAGAGUCACGAACGUGCUGGUCAUCAACGACAAGAGCGGGGAUACCAGACAGGAAAGCGCUCAAGCGUUAGUCAAGAAGUUGUCUCAGAUGCUGCCCGCGUCUCCCGAGGUCGUAGCUGAACGAUCCGAGGAAGCCCCCAAGGAGCCGGAAAUGAUCCAGAUCGUGACCGAAGGACCCAGGGAGAUGAGGGAGUUGGCUCCGUUGUUUAUAAUUCCCGGUUUGAAUACCGAGAAGGAGGUCGAAGAGCUUGGCAGGCAUCUGCUGUUGCCGACGUUUGUUGCCGUGUUGCCGUCGACAGCGACGCCUGUCAAAAAAUUGGCGGAGACGUACGCCAAGCAAAUCCUAGAAAUUUGGCCCAAAGGACCAUACAAUUUGGUAGGCAUCUCGUGGGGAGGGGUAUUGACUAUAGAAAUCGCCAAAAUUUUGGAUAAACUCAACGCGAGUAUUCACAUCUAUUUUAUCGACGGUGCUCCAACGACCAUCCAGUCCGCCAUUAGGCGACUAGGCGAUCAACCUAAGGAUAUGGAAAUUAACUUGCUGACUAGGAUAUUUAACAACACAGAAGCACAGGUCGUGAAAAAGCUUCAAUCACUAAAUGAUUGGGAAGCCAGAGUGAAAUUCCUAAUAGAUAUCUACAGCGGCGAUUCCAUAGAGAGGAGUUCGCUAGAAAAUGGUCUCAACGUAUUAAAAAAUCGCCUCCGAGAUGUGCUGGAUUACCAACCAGCCGAAGACUUGGUGUCGGGAACAAUCCAUUUGGUGAGACCCAACGAUUGCAGCGAGUACGACAAUUGCGAUUUGACUCUGUACUGCAAGCAAACGCCGCAAGUGUUUUUGGUGCACGGCGAUCACGUGACCAUCAUCGACCACAGGGAUACCGCCGAGUACAUCAACGAAACGUUCCAGUUGAUUUAACACAUUUUGGUGUACGCCACUGUUUAAUAAAAUCGAA